Molecule: messenger RNA, 1383 nt
Organism: Anneissia japonica
Lineage: Eukaryota; Metazoa; Echinodermata; Crinoidea; Comatulida; Comatulidae
Exons: 11
Coding region: 183-1169 (328 amino acids)
Source: RefSeq, a predicted model, not a curated record
CAUAUUAGUAGACUCUAAAAUCGAUUAAAUACGCAGGUUGAAAGCAAUACAUUUCAGAGUCAUCACGUGAUGAGAACAGCCAACCAUACAACUUAUGAAUAUUAUGUAAUUCACAGCGUCUCACUACUCAACACGACAUAACCACACACGAACGUAACACAUAUUCAUUGAGCAGCGUGAAUAUGGAGCAUCUCCGUAGUAGCGAGAACAAAUUAUUCCUGGCAAUUGAGAGAGAAGACUGGCAAGCAGUAAGAAGGAUCUUAGAAACUGAGGAACAUCUCAUAAACACGUAUGAUAAUUAUAAUUUGUUCUCGACGCCGUUAAUGCGCGUUGCAUACUACGCCGCACCCGACGACAUAAUGCUAACAAUGAUUGCGAAAGCUUCAGUGGAGAAUUUAGAACACAAGCGUCCUUCUGGUUUAACUAUUCUCUAUUUCUUGGCGUACUACGCUCGCGUGACUCCACUGAGAAGCGCGUUACAAAGAACGAAGAACGCCAACGUGACAAACAGAGAUGGAAACACACUACUACAUGACUGUUUACGUGCUCCGCGUACUUACGAUCAACAUCGACAGACAGCCAUGUGCCUGAUGGUGCAUGGCUCCUCCAUAUCUAUAAAAAAUAGGAGAGGAAAGACGCCGCUUGAUGAUUAUAAUUUUAACGAAUGUAGAGAAUACGAAGAAACCACGAGAAGUGAAAAGAAGCAAUCUCUUAGAAAGUUACUUAUAGAAUUGUCAGUACCCGGUGAAAUUAAAGCUAGGGGCGAAACUGCAGUUAAAGCCUUCGAAUAUGAAAUGCAAAAUGGUGAAAUUACGGUAGUUAAUGCAAGAUUCAUGUUUAUGGGGAAGGAAGGAGCCGGAAAGACCUCCUGUAUAAAUCACAUCCUUGGAAAAGCAUUUAAUGAGAAUGAAGAACCAACUGACGGUAUUGUAACAACAACCGUAGUUCAAACUUUUGGUGAAGGCUGCAGCGAGUGGGAGAAAACCGAUGUAGAUGUGGCUGAGCUAACAAAUCAGAUAAAAGAUGGCGCCAUAGCAGAAAAUAUCGCAAAGAAGUUGAAACAGCCAGAAAGCCAACGAAGUACAUCGCCCACUUCUACAUCAUCUUUAAUGGUAAAAGUGAAGGAAGCAACAACUGUAAUGACGUUGAAUGAAAGAGGUAUUUAUUAAGUUUUUGGCAACAAUGAUAAUUACAUUACUUACGUCAUCGUCACCGUAUUCAUAAUAAUGGUAACCUUUCUUUUUCUUUUGUCUGCAAAACAAUUUAAAAGAACUAAGUUCUCUUAAGUUUUGUCGUAUGAAGCUCUCUACUAAAAAUAGUCAAACAGACGCCAUAAAAAUCAGGUUUAUGAGCAUAUCUUGACUUCUAAAAGAAUUUUCUUUU